Poecilia reticulata (guppy) is the source of this 6844-nucleotide messenger RNA. RefSeq names its product fms related receptor tyrosine kinase 4 (gene flt4). The record is from RefSeq and is a predicted model, not a curated record. Lineage: Eukaryota; Metazoa; Chordata; Actinopteri; Cyprinodontiformes; Poeciliidae. Gene Ontology annotation, cellular component: plasma membrane; signaling receptor complex. Gene Ontology annotation, biological process: regulation of MAPK cascade; vascular endothelial growth factor receptor signaling pathway; positive regulation of cell migration. Gene Ontology annotation, molecular function: growth factor binding; transmembrane receptor protein tyrosine kinase activity; ATP binding.
AAAUCAGCUUGUUUUAUGAACUGAGUGGGUGGGUGCGCUCCAGUCACGAGCAAAGGAAAGGGAAAUCAUUGUAAAUCUCAUUCAGUACCUUGUGCAUCCUUUUGACAAAAGAGGAAAAGGCUUUUUUCUUUCCCUUUUUUUAAAAAAAAAAAGUUUUUUCCAUGUCCUUUCUUUCUCUGAGCACUUCGGGUUUUCCGACACAGAAGCAGUCCUCUUCUUACACGCAUUAGACUGACCGAGGUUCACCUGAGCGCACCACGCCUCCCUCCUCUCACUAUUACGGAUUUGUAAUUUGUCAUCCAUUAAAAUCACUUCCAAACACUUUCUAGCUGCAUUAACAACAACAACAAAAUCCUACCAAGCUUUGCAAUUCUGGACCGGAGAUCUGGAGAUGAAGACAGAUUUCACGCUUUUCUGCCGGACUUGGAUUGGAAUAGCAUACGCCUCAGGUCUGGUGAUUGGUUUAUCUAUGACUCCGCCCACGAUUGACAGCUCCAAAGGCGAUCGUGUAAUUUCUGUCAACGAAACACUUUCUCUUACAUGCAGGGGACAGCGCACUCUGGCCUGGACUUGGCCGGACGAAACGCUGAUUGGGCAGGAGCUCACAGAUCGCCAGCAACAAUUUCAGACCACCGGGUCACUCAGUCAGAGGACGAUCUUCAUCAGCGAAUGUCCCGGGCAGAAUGGGCAGCAGUACUGCAAGAGGCUGGUCCUGCACGGCACGCAGGGCAAAGACACUGGCUACUACCGCUGCCAUUACAAGGACAUUAAAGAGGUCAUUGAUGGCACCACUGCUGUCAGGAUUUACGCUUUUGUUAGAGACCCUGCGCAGCCCUUCCUCAUGAGAGGCGGAUCCGGCAGCGAACUGGAGACCAUUUACGUCACUCGCUCCGCCACGCACGUCAUAGUGCCAUGUCUGGUCACAAUUCCUGAUCUGAACGUCACCCUGCAGUCGUAUCCUCCAGGUCUGGAAACCAGGGGAAUGAAGUGGGACAACAAGYUAGGCUGGUCCAUUCCCAGAUACUUCAUUGACAGCACACCACUGAUCAUUGUAACAUGCACMGCCGCACUGGAAGGCAAACUCUACUCUUCUGACAACUACUACAUUCAUACUACUGGAAGUAAGAUUUACGAAGUCAAGCUGUUUCCUGAGGAACCGGUAGAGUUGAUGGUGGGGGAGGCUCUCACCCUGAACUGCACGGCGACAGUGGAGUUCGACACCGGGGUGGACAUCCAGUGGUCUUAUCCCGGUAAACAGACAAACAGCUGGGCRGAGACCAAGCCCCAGCGAGAAGCUCUGUCUCAUGCCACAGAGGCGGUUCAGGUCCUGACCAUCCACUACGUCAACGUCACAGACACCGGACCGUACGUCUGCACUGUUACUAGCAUGGAAAGAACAGAAAUUCUCCAGACUCAAGUCAUUGUUCAUGAAGGGCCAUUUAUCAACCUGGACUAUACAGACGGGCCUGUGGUGGAGGUAACCGCUGGCCAGAAGUCCUUUAAAUUGCAACUAAACGUGUCUGCCUUUCCCACACCUGAAACGCAAUGGUACAAAGAUGGCAUGCUGAUAAACCAACGGGCGGAGUUCAAGAAGAAAAGGAUAAGAAUGCACUCUAACCACGCUUUGGAGAUUAAAGAUGUUUGUCAGGAGGAUUCUGGUCUGUACACGGCGGUGCUGAAAAACAGUGUCGCUUUGCUAGAGAAGAGGCUAAACAUCACUCUUGUUGUCAACGUUCCCCCAGAGAUUUAUGAGAAAAAAGCAGCUGCUCCAUCCAGUCCUUAUCGCAUUGGCAGCAGCCAGACUCUGAAAUGUACUGCCUACGGACUCCCUGCACCCAACAUCAGCUGGCAGUGGAGAGCCUGGGGGCCCUGUGUCGUCAACAGCACUGAAAAAAGCCCAGUGCAGCGAGACAGGAAGAGCGGGAGCGACAGGACGGCAGACUGUCAGAACUGGCAGGACAUUUACUCAGAAAAUACCGUGAAUGAUGUUGAACCUGCUGAAACAUCUAUUGAAGUGGUGGAUAAUCAAGAGAAGAUCGUGAGCAGGAUUCAGAUACGCAACGCCAGCGUCUCCGCCAUCUAUAAGUGCUCUGCUGAAAACAAAGUGGGCAAAGAUGAGUUCCCCAUCUACUUUUAUGUGACCACCAUUCCUGAAGGUUUCAGCGUGGAUGUUCGUCCUUCUGAGAAUCCCCUGGAGCAGGACAAAGUGUCUCUGUCCUGCAGCGCCGACAACUACACCUACGACCAGCUGCAGUGGUUCCGCCUUAACCCCCAGGCUCUGCAGGACCAGCAAGGCAAGCCCCAAGGGCUGGACUGUGGCAGCGUGCACCACUACGCCGAGUCCCUGCCAGCCGAGCCGUCCUUCCAGCCGCACUCCAACAGCUGGGUCCUGGACUUCACCAUGGAGUCCGUGCGGCUGCAGGACGAGGGACACUACGUGUGCAAAGCUCAGGGAAGACGCGGCGAGGAAAAACAGUGCCUGUUUCGAUACAUCUCCGUCAAAGCCCUGGAGGCGCCUCGGUACAAGCGCAGCCUCAGCAACCUGACGGUGAACGUAACCGGGUCUCUGCGGAUGGAGUGCGACGUGGAGGGCAGACCACUGCCCCGCCUGUCCUGGUUCAAAGACAACCAGCCCCUCCACCAAAUGUCAGGGAUCCAGCUGCAUGACUCGAACCGCACGCUGAGUAUCCAGCGGGUCACAGAGGAGGAUGCUGGACUUUACACCUGCACCGCCUGCAACCAGCGAGGCUGCGUCCACUCCUCAGCCGCCGUGAGGGUCAUCGGUUCAAGCGACAAGGCCAACGUGGAGAUAGUCAUCCUGAUCGGGACAGGAGUCAUCGCUGUGUUCUUCUGGGCUUUGCUCAUCCUCAUCUUCUGCAAUGUGAAACGGGUUAACCCAGCAGACAUAAAGACAGGCUAUCUGUCAAUCAUAAUGGACCCUGGGGAGGUGCCGCUGGACGAGCAGUCGGAGUACCUGCCCUACGACUCGUCGCAGUGGGAGAUCUCCAAAGACAGACUCCGACUGGGAAAGGUUUUGGGCCACGGCGCCUUUGGAAAAGUGAUGGAGGCGUCGAUCUACGGCAUCAGCAAGAGCAACAGCUUAAACACGGUGGCCGUCAAGAUGCUAAAAGACGGAGCCACGGCCAGUGAGCACAAGGCUUUGAUGUCGGAGCUAAAGAUCCUGAUUCACAUCGGUAACCAUCUGAACGUGGUUAACCUGUUAGGAGCCUGCACCAAACCCAAUGGUCCGCUGAUGGUGAUAGUGGAGUACUGCAAAUAUGGGAAUCUCUCCAACUUCCUACGAGCCAAGAGGGAGUUCUUCCUUCCCUACAGGGACCGCUCACCAAAAACCCAGAGCCAGAUGAGGAGGAUGAUCGAAGCCGGUCAGACGGAUCAAAGAGCUCGGCGGACUCCUCCGGUUUCCUCCUCGCCGCUCGGCAGCCCUCGGGUUACAUCAUCCAACGCGUCCAAUCAGAACCAGGCGGCGGAGAAAAUGGAGGACCUGUGGAAAACCCCGCUGACCAUAGAGGACUUGAUAUGCUACAGCUUCCAGGUGGCCCGUGGGAUGGAGUUCCUGGCCUCCAGAAAGUGCAUCCACAGGGAUCUGGCGGCCCGCAACAUUCUCCUGUCAGAGAACAACGUGGUGAAGAUCUGCGACUUCGGCUUGGCCAGAGACAUUUACAAAGACCCCGAUUACGUCAGGAAAGGCAACGCUCGCCUGCCUCUGAAGUGGAUGGCCCCGGAGAGCAUCUUCGACAAAGUGUACACCAGCCAGAGCGACGUGUGGUCCUUUGGAGUCCUCCUCUGGGAAAUCUUUUCACUCGGUGCUUCUCCGUACCCGGGGGUGCAGAUUGAUGAAGACUUCUGCAAACGGUUGAAGGAUGGCGUCAGAAUGAGAGCACCGGAGACAGCCUCUCCUGAAAUAUACGGCAUCAUGCUGGCCUGCUGGCAGGGCGAGCCCAAAGAGAGGCCGACGUUCCCUGCUCUGGUUCAGAUCCUGGGAGACCUGCUGCAGGACAACAGUCUACCUGACGGGAAGGAUUACGUCCCCCUGAACCACUCGCAGAACUCGGAAGAUGACGGUUUCUCGCAGACUUCAUCUCGUCCUGCGUCAGAGGAGGAACUGAGAAUGGCCUGCAACACUCUGCCCACAAGGUAUUAUAACUGCGUUCCCUUCGCCGGCUGUGUGUCUAAAACAUGCCAGCCCAGAGUCAAGACAUUUGACGAUAUGCCACUGGGGAUGAAUUCACAGAAACCUCCACAGGACAACCAGACCGACAGCGGGAUGGUUCUGGCCUCCGAGGAAUUUGAGAGAAUCGAGCACAGCCACAGGGGAGCCGUGUUGAAAAGUCGGAUGAGCAGCACCAGCAGCACGGAGCCGCUGACGGCCUCCCACUGCUCCCUGGGUCCGAACAGCGGCAGCUCCGGACUCCGUCCCAACUUCUUCAGCAAGCUGACGGGACAGACCUUCUACAACAACGAGUACGGUCACCUGUCUGAGGAGGGCUUCUGUGACUUCUACUCGUCUCCAGGGACCGCUUCCUUAGCCUCAUCAAAUGUGUAAUAUCAUACCACAGAAGAAGACCUUUGAGCAGGUAACAUCUCGCCAACAUCGAAACGAGCAAAGACCUCCUGAGCAGAUCCGGCUUUUCACUCCUCAGCAAAUGGACUUAUAGAUAUGUGCCUGAAGUUCCUUUAACCAGCCACUGGGUGGCAGUAUUAUGACAAAAAUGAUGAAUCAUUUUCUAUACAUUUAUAUUUUUAUGUUUUAUAUGUAGUUUCCUCCCUUUUUUUUUUAUUUUUUUUUUUUACAUGUUAUGACUCACUUAGUCAGAAAUAAAGACAAUUUAUCCCUUCUUGUCUCAUUAAUGUGACUUUUAAAGUUGGAUCAUCUCAUUGUGUUUGGUGUGAGGUUUUUUAUUUCCAGGCAUUCAUGCGGACCCCGUGCAGUGGAUCAGUGGAUGAAACGUGUAAUUAUGCUCUUUGUGUCAUUCGACGGAGGUGGGCCACAUUUGGAUGGACGCCACCAGUAAGAGGCGAAGUGACGGAGGUAAACGGAGGGAUGUAGGGCGACUGAAGGAGUGAGUCACACAGAGCACCUCUUAUCAGAGGUGGACGUAAGCGUGAUGAUGGCGGUGAGAGCUUAAAGCCGCCUCACAGCGUCGCGUCACCCAGCGACGGGCUGCAGGGUGUUGGCUCGGCCUGCCAGCCGAGGGGAAAAUGAGUGCCGUGUGCGUUCAAAGUCCACCUCGGGUCAUUUUUACACGCUUAUGGAAGAAAAUAUACUAAAAGGUUCCAUCUACAGCAUCUAUGAGUAAUUGUUAAACUCUCUGUAAAAUCAAGCCAGUGUUUUUUUUUUUUUUUUUUUUACUCUACAGCAAUCUUCUCAGUGUGUACAGGAGGUAUAUAUCUCGAUAAGUUAAAAGUACCAUCCAAAAGUUAAUUCAUCUCAGUAAUUCAAAUAAAAAGGAUGAUUUUGUACUGAAUCAUAACACGGUAGUUUCGAUUAGAGCAAAAAGACUUUUUUUUAAAUUCAGAACGUUACAUAAGAGCAGUAAAACAGGUUGGCCUUCUGUGUCAGCGUGGCAGAAAGGUUGCUUUAAUAGAGGGCCUCCAUUCUGUUCGCGUUCCUGGUUCUUUUGUCUCCGCUAAACUUUAGGUGUUUUUCCUUUUCCCCGGUAACGUGCUACUGAAUUCGCCUCUGGUUCAGGAAAGAAAAUUCAGGCUCCUUUCUGCCUUCUCCUGCAUCUAGAGAUACACAUCUGUCAGAAAGAACUAAUCAGAACCAGGAGGAGGGUUUUAGCGGCGUCAAUAAUCCUCAUGCAUGCGUUGCUCGCACCCUUUCCCCUCGCUCUCUGCUACACUGCAGCUGGUUCACCACCAUGGAGUUUGCUAAUGAAUGCUAGCCGUAGUUAGCGUGGCCUCUGAUGACCGUGGAUAAGCAGUUUUUCUGUAGCAGUAAGUUGUUCCUCCACUGUUGCCGCAUUUAGCAGCGCAAACAAGAGCCUGACUGACGGCGCAGAGAUGCUCGUUCUGGCUCAGAUUAGCUGUAGAUCAGAAGCGGUGUAUUCUUACAGACAGCAAUUGUAGCAAUGGGAGGAGGUGGAUGAGUUACGUCUUUUCACAGAUCAUGAGUUAGAAUAAGUAUGUAAAAAAAAAAAAAAAAAAAAAGAUGUAAGAGUUAUACUGCUGCUUUAGAUAGAUUUUUUUUCUGGCUACAUCUGAACGGCUGGCUUCUUUAGCCAAGACUUUCUUUUGUAUUCUUCUUCUGUAUCUUACUGUCAUGAACAGUGACUGAACUGGAACCAUUUUAAACUGUCCAGCUUUAAACAGUCCAAUUAUUUUGAUCAGAACAUUGAAUUUCAGAAAUAAAUUAAAAAUUWGAAAUUCAAUGUUCACUUCUUGUGUUGAUUCACUUACUUAUUGAACUGAAUAACUGUUUAAUGAUAUUGUAAUGUAUUGAGUUGCGCCUGUUCAUUCAGACUUUUCAGUUAUGGUUCGUUGCUAAGAAGAUAAACGAAAGAGAAACGGAAUCCAGAGUUAAACCCUGUGGUCCCUUUACUUGGGCAAACAGACACCAUGACAGUCAUUUGAGAUGAAAAAGAAAAGAAGAAUGGCUGUGAAAGUAGAAGAGCAGGCUCUGCUGGUCUUAUCAUGGCGCUAGAUCAGAGAUGAGUAACAAUUAUACAACAGAAUACAAAAAAACAAACACAUUUUUAACAAUAACUCUCAAUGUAUGAUUUACAAUCAUUUAAAUCAUCCAGAAAAACUACAAACUACUGUUUAAGCAUGACUGCUGUUGAAAUAAUUGGUAUAAAGCAAUCCCCUUCGCCCCCCCCCCCCA